Larimichthys crocea (large yellow croaker) is the source of this 1726-nucleotide messenger RNA. RefSeq names its product chemokine (C motif) receptor 1a, duplicate 1 (gene xcr1a.1). The coding region runs from base 234 to 1250 and encodes 338 amino acids. Gene Ontology annotation, biological process: positive regulation of cytosolic calcium ion concentration; cell chemotaxis; calcium-mediated signaling. NCBI's taxonomy places the organism in Eukaryota, Metazoa, Chordata, Actinopteri, Sciaenidae. The record is from RefSeq and is a predicted model, not a curated record. The transcript has 2 exons. Gene Ontology annotation, cellular component: membrane; external side of plasma membrane. Gene Ontology annotation, molecular function: C-C chemokine receptor activity; C-C chemokine binding.
AAGUUGGCACGUUCAGAAGUUCCUUCUGAAAGAUAUGGGCCAAAUAAACAGCAACAACCACAGGUCCACCUGUGCUGUGGGCAAAGCCUAGUAAAAACAAGUCUGGUUAGUAUCAGAAGCAGGAACAGAAAACACAACCUAUGAAAAGGUUAAAGCAACUCCUCUCAACUGAGUAGACAGACGGCAUCACAUCCACCAACAUAUCUGUCCCACUAAGCAAGAGUUUAACAGCGAUGAAUGACUCUUCAAAUGAAAGUCAACAUGACUAUGACACUGACUAUGAGGAUGAAGUCUGUGAAAAAGGUGAGGUGGCCAGAUUCACAUCCAUUGUCAUUCCUAUUUUCUUCUCGGUUGUGAUUAUACUGAGCAUCAUCGGAAACGUCCUUGUCCUUGUUAUUCUGGCGUUAUACGAAAACCUCAAGUCUCUCACCAACAUUUUCAUUCUAAACCUGGCCAUCUCUGACCUCGUCUUCACCACCGGCCUUCCCUUCUGGGCAAUUUACCACAUAUGGGGAUGGUUGUUUUCAGAGACUCUCUGCAAAAUCGUGUCUUUUGUCUUCUUCACUGGAUUUUACAGCAGCAUCCUCUUCCUGACCAUCAUGACUGUCUACAGGUAUCUGGCUGUGGUCCAUCCACUCUCUGGACUGAACACACACAACAUCAACAUCGGGAUUUUUUUCUCUUUCCUACUGUGGAUGAUCAGCAUUGGAGCAGCCAUGCCCUCCCUGCUCUAUAGCUCCAUUGUCUCAAUCCCCCUCAAGGGUGAGCACUCCGUGGGCUGUGACUACAAUUCUUCCCUGUGGCAAAAAAUUGGUACCUCUCAACAGAAUAUUUUCUUCUUGGUUGCUUUUGCAGUGAUGGCUUUUUGCUACAUUCGAAUACUGAGGAGAAUCAGGAAAACAAGAUCUCACACAAAAAACAGAGCAGUCAAGUUAGUCUUUUGUAUCGUGGCUGUGUUCUUCCUUGGUUGGGUGCCGUACAAUGUGCUCAUUUUUCUGAGGAAUUUAGCUGACAAUGUGGUUCCACCAUUUGAUAAAUGUGAAAUAAGCAUCCAGAUUGACUAUGCAUACUAUGUGUCCCGCCUUAUUGCUUUCUCCCACUGCUGCCUGAACCCUGUCUUUUAUGCAUUUGUUGGUGUGAAGUUUAGGAGACAUUUGAAGUCAAUGUUGCAUCAAGUGUUCAAUCGUCAAAAUCCAGUCGAAGAACAGCAGGUUAGAUUGCAAACCUUCUCACGUGGAUCAAUGUAUUAAUUGCUGUUUAAGAUUAUAAGUUUCUUGCAUGUAUUGCUGCACUACUGAUUUAAAAAAUCCAGUGUGUAUUAUGUAAAUUUGUAAAUUCAGUUCAAUAUCUUUUUCUGUUUAUUGCUGUGUGUGUGUCUGUGUUAAACCUCUGUUGUAUAGGAUGUGACUCAGAUUGUUUCAUAAAUAUAGUCAAUGACAGGAGGUCACGUUUUUUAAGGGCAUGUAAAUAUAUUAAUAAUUAGUUGCAGUGGCAGAGGAGUCACUGUAACAAGACAGUGCAAAAUUAUUUAGCAUUAAUUUAAAAAAUCCCUCAUCCUCAUGUUUGUGAGGCUGAGUCAUCACUUACUGCUGUACAGGUUUAGGUUCAGGUUAGUGUAGAAUAGAAUUUAAUGGACAAACGUCAAUGAAGUCCCACUCUGUAGAGAGCAAUGUAAACAUAUUUGUAUGCAUUUCUUAUUGUCUCUGUGUAAUAAAAACUAUGCUCA